AUGGCCAUUCUAAGCUGUGGUUAUAAGUGUCUGAAGAUCCUUUUAGUGAUAUUCAAUAUCCUAAUUUUCGCAUGUGGAAUUGCUUUAAUAGUGAUCGGAAGUCUUUCUCGAAUUGCUAUUAAUAAUUAUUCUUCUGGAAUCGACUCAAAUAUCAAAAAUCUCGUCUUCUUCGUGAUAGUACUCGGAUGCUUCCUAUUUUUGCUUGGAUUUUUCGGAUUUUGUGGGCUGUCUACCGAAAAUACUUGUUGUCUAAUCGUGUACACAGUUCUGCUUUCAGUUAUGGUUGCAGCUGAAAUAGCAGCAGGAAUAGCGGCUGUUGCACUAAAGAAAGAUGUGAAAACUCAAUUCCUAUCUUCGGUUAAGAGCCUCGUUCCUGUAUAUGAUAAUAAUCCUGACUUACAGAAAUUACUAGACAAGAUACAACAAGAGUUUCAAUGUUGCGGCUCUGAAUCGUCAAACGACUACACAUCGGUUGGACAAACCAUCCCUUAUUCAUGUAAAAAUCCAACAACCAAGGUUAUAUACUCAAAUGGUUGUUUAAACAAAGUAAUCUCCUUCUUAGAAAAAUAUAUCGUUGCCGUCUCAGCAACGGCAUUUGCAGUUGCAAUCCUUCAAUUAUCGUGUGUCGUUUUCGCUGUCUGUGUUAUCCGAGCUACCAAAUCUGGUGAUUCCUACUAUGAUUAG
This is a messenger RNA of Schistosoma rodhaini, 684 nucleotides long. The record is from the annotation of a GenBank genome assembly. Lineage: Eukaryota; Metazoa; Platyhelminthes; Trematoda; Strigeidida; Schistosomatidae.